Molecule: messenger RNA, 3950 nt
Organism: Seriola dumerili (greater amberjack)
Lineage: Eukaryota; Metazoa; Chordata; Actinopteri; Carangiformes; Carangidae
Gene: ptgir
Product: prostaglandin I2 receptor
Exons: 3
Coding region: 392-1534 (380 amino acids)
Biological process (GO): inflammatory response; negative regulation of smooth muscle cell proliferation; positive regulation of cytosolic calcium ion concentration
Cellular component (GO): plasma membrane
Molecular function (GO): prostacyclin receptor activity; thromboxane receptor activity
Source: RefSeq, a predicted model, not a curated record
CUGUCAGUGAGUUCACUGUGUGUUUGCCUUUCACGAUGCCGGCACGUUACUGGCAGCGGCAGGUUUAAACCAUGUUAUCCGAAUCCGUGGGAUAAGAAGAAGAAAAAGAAGAAGAAGAAGAAGAAGGAGGAGUGGGAGUAGUAACUUUGUUUGGUCGCUCGUUGUAUUGCUUCUUUCCGGCAAAAGAAAGAUUUCAAGACACUCAGGAGAGUGCAAAGAAGACAGACAGACAGACAGAAUCAUGUUUUAAGUCAAGGCAUCAUUAUGGGUCCCAGCAUACAUCCCUGCCUUCUGUGUUACCAAAUGAUGGCAUCAAGAGGUCAGGAUUCCCUUUUGUUGUCUUGGAGUUCCAUAUUAAUUCCACACUGAGCCGGCACGUUUCUUUUUCAUUAUGUUAGACAUGAACAAAAGCAUGGUUUCAAACGAAUCAUGUCACAAUACCACCUGCAAUGAUGUUCUGGCUGUGAAUGAGGAUGGCAAGCCAGCGACUAGCAUCAUCAUGUUUUUGGCUGGUGUGGUGGGAAACCUCCUGGCUCUCUUCAUCCUCGGAGUGCACCAGAAGGAGCAUCGCUCUCGGUCUUCUGUCUUCUGCAUCCUGGUGACUGGCCUGGCCCUCACCGACCUGCUGGGCACCUGCCUCCUCAGCCCACCUGUGUUCAUCUGCUACGCCCGCAACAUGUCGUUGAUAAGUCUGGGUGGCAAAAAUCUUUGCAACCUCUUUGGCUUUGCAAUGAGUUUCUUCGGCCUGGCGCCCACGCUCAUCCUUUGCGCCAUGGCUGUGGAGCGCUGCCUGGCCAUAAGCCACCCUUACUUUUACUCUGUCCACAUCCGCCGCAGCUUUGCCAAAUUUGCUCUUUUCUUUAUUUACUUCUUUUCUUUAGCCUUUUGUCUCCUGCCAUACAGUGGCUAUGGCAAAUUCAGACAGUACUGUCCCGGGACAUGGUGCUUCAUCGACAUGGAUGCGACAGGGGAUGACCAGGUCAACUUGGUGCUGGCCUUCUCUCUGUCCUACUCCUCCCUCAUGGCACUGCUGAUCUUUGCAGUGUUUGUGUGCAAUGGUUCAGUGAUUGUCAGCCUGUGCCAGAUGCACCGCAGCCAGGUGAUGCGGCGCGGCUCAGUCGGGUCGACGGGGAGAAGGAGGCGGCUGAGCCUGGCAUGGUUUGGACAGGGAGAAGAAGAGAUGGACCACCUGGUGCUGCUGGCGCUCAUCACUGUCAUCUUUGUGGUCUGCUCCCUUCCACUCACUAUUGCAGGCUUUAUCAACGCCAUUCACCCAUUUUGUGGUGACACAGAGAACCUAACAGCCUUCCGCUUCUACGCCCUCAACCCCAUCGUGGAUCCAUGGGUCUUCAUCAUUUGCCGCAAGUCUGUGUUUCGCCACCUUUGCUCUCUGCUGAGUUGCAGCUUCAGCAAAGGAGCUGUGAAGACAACAGCACACUGCGCUCUGUCUUUACCCCUUGACAGUCACAUACAGUGCAACCCGCCAGACAGGCCAGUUUCACAGACCAACAUGUACUCUAAUUUACCUCUGUGACCCAGAGGAAACCCUUGGCUGUGGAGGGUCAGGGACUGGAGGCCGGGGAGACUUUCGUGUCUGAAAUACAUUGGGGCAAAGUUGUGAAAUGAAACUUUUAACAAAGAAGUAUCAGACUUUGAGAAAGAAGUAUCCGUCACAAUGGAAAUGUUCUGUAGAUGGUCAAUUUAAGUUUCUCUUGGAACUAACUUGAUUGCAAUUGGUCUCAAACUUCCACUGACUGAUGGAAAUGUUUAAAGUUGCAGGGAGGGUUAUGCCACAAAGCAAAAAGCACUGUAACUAAGCACUAAGGAACACAUCAAUCCACAUCAAGCCUAUGGAUAAUAUACUUCUACUCAAUACAUAUAUGCACUAUGGUAAAGCUAUAUGGGUAAACAAUAUGCAUGAAUGUAUACUGUCUUCUUUUUUCCUUCAAUCAGUCGGCCUUUUCUUUAAGACACAGCCAGGUGACUCUUGGAUAAACUGUCCACAGCAUCUUGACACUGUUGACAUGAAGAUAUUAUUUCAAUACCUGUCACCGCUGGGGUUGAUUACAUGUUUAUCCAUUUCACGUGACCAGUUAUAAUGUGAGUGUGAUCUAAAAGAGACACACAUACAGUACCAGUUAAAAGUUUGGACACGUUGUCCGUGUGUCUAAACUUUUGACUGGUACUGUAUUUUGUAAGGACGAGUUAUCAUUAUACUGUCACGUGUAGCCACUGAUAUUUUCAUAUUUGUGAUAUGUGUGUACAACAAGAAUUAGCAUAAAUUAAACCAUUAACGGGCCUUAAUGCAGAAUGAUCAACCACUAAAACUAACUCUACAGCAAUGCUAGAGGUCCUUUAACGCUUUCACUUUGGCACAGCGGUACUUUGAGCUAAAUGCCAAUGUUAUCAUGCUAACAUGCUUGUGUUUAGCAUGUACAGUAUUAACAAUGAUCACCAUCUUACUUUUGUGUGUUUGUUUGCUAACAUUUGCUAAUUAGUACUAAAAGAGUAGAGCCGAAGCUGAUGGGAAUGUCAGUAGUUUUAGGUAUGAGGUAUCAUAAACCAGAGAAAUGAAUGCAUUGAGAUUUUGACCUUGUGAUGGUGUUAAAUGAAAAGUAAAGGGGCUAUCAAAGUGAACAGCUCAUACAGUAGAUCACUAUAGAGCACUGCACCAAAUUUCAUGGCAAUCCAUUUAAUUGUUGUCGAGGCAUUUCACUCAAAACCAAGAAUGGUAUUAACGAAGAGUCAAGGGGUCACCAAGAGUCAGUAAUAAGCUUCAUCCUCCCUGGAAUAUGAAUGUCUGUGCAUUCAAUGUCAUUCUGUGGCCACUGAUCAGUCUCGACCAAAGUGGUAGGCUAUAAAGUCUCUAAAGUGACACCGCUAGUGUAUCUAAAAACAAGAAUGUAGAUUUUCAAGUUAGAAUAAUUACUUCUUGACCACAGAGUGCAAGUCUGGGUUCCAGCUGUGUUGCUUUUACAUUGUUCCUGUGAAAAUAGCCUCUCAGUAAGUCUUUCAGUCUGACACAUAGUGCUGGUUCGUGUUUUGUUGAAACAGAGCAAAUAAUCAACAUGUUUCCUGACAGAAAGCAUUAACAUUUUACCACCCACAGUCCUAUGUGCAGGACAAACUGCCACCACUAUGAAAAGUUGCAUGGAUAUGAACAUUUAAUUUAUGAGAGAUAAGAAUCACAUCUUUUCAAGUUGUUGUCGGUUCAAAAAGGAACAACCUGUCAUAGAAAUGAUGAAAGCACUCUGGCCAGUCCAAAAAUGCAGUAAAUUAAAAGUAAAAAUUGGUCAUUUAUUUUGAUUUAGGCUUAGGUUAAAGGUUUAACUUCUGAAGUUCAAGUCUAAUCCUCUGUCGAGAAACCAGAUCAGUCAAUCCGAAACUUAAAGCCACUUAAGUCUCAAGGCUCAAUUUAUGUUCCUGUCCAGCCCAUAAUAUAAAUGUAUUGCAUGAACAUUGGAUUCCACCUCACUGAUUUCUAAGCUACCUAUUAUAAAUGUCUGUGAAUGUUCUUUUAAGAGCCUCUUGCUUUUGAAAAAAGAACUGCUGCUUCAAAAUGCACUGUGAUAAUUAAUCUUUUGUUGUUGUUGUUGUUGUGACUUUAAUGCUGUAGCUGCAUUUAAAUGUAGUGUAUUUAUGCCCUUACACUGUGCUAUGAUGUUGUGUAUGAUUGUGUUGGUUUGGUGUAUACGGUGCAGAGACACAGGGAUAUCAGAUGGAGUUCAGGUUUUCUGGCUGUGUUGCACAUUUUUCUGCACAUUUUUCCCUGUUUAGUCUUUAAUGCUCUGUCACACGAGCCAUCGAAAGUCAGACACAUUACCAUUUGCACAUUUUGUUCUUUGAGGGUAUAAUUAUUUGACUCUGAAUAAAAUAGUACAUUUUUGAAAAAAAUAGUACGGUACACAGUUUGUUCAUGUGAAAUAAAAUAUUAACAAAAGAAACUAGAA